GCGCAAUAUUUAGCACAAACUUCAAUAUCAUCUCCAAACGAUUCAAUUCCAUUGCACAAAUAUGACAUAAUAUUAUACGUCUGUGGACAACCUUCAAUAGUAGUGUCAAUAAAUUGAGUCAGUGCGGCACUAACUCAGUUUUAAAAACGAAUUCGCUAUAAAUAACAACACAAUCGGUGUCUGUAGAAAAUGCCCCAAGAAUUACAAGUUGUUCGCUGUUAUACGUGUAGAACAUUUCAGUCCGAUAUAGUGAAGAAAGUCAAGAAGUGGACUUGUAAAAUAUGCGGCUCGAAGCAGUCCCUUGUGAAAGAAUAUGCGCGUGGUUCCGGCAAAGAAUGUCGACUACUGGUACAACAGCUCAGCGAACGAGCCAUCAGGGAAGAAAGGUUGGAACACUCCGUAGCACAACAAAUACUGGCAGGGCUGAUUGAACUACCGGAGGCUCAUGAUCCGAUUCAGGAGGAAUCCGAGAGGCUGUUGAGCCAUGAGAACGCCAGACAAGUCGAUGCAGGCGGGACUAGCAAAUGGGAGCGUUUCCACGUAAAAGCAGAAAAAGAAGAAGAAAUAGAGGAAAAACUAAAUUUCUUUGAAGGCAACUGCAAUGCCAGGAAAAACUCGUUUGUUUGGAACAAAGAACCACGGUCGAAGCAAAAGUCCGAUGCAUUUCAAGCAGCGAAAACAGUCCAAUUUCGAGCAUCUGCAAGUCUAGCUCCUCUGGUUGAUUUUCAUCAGAUGAAUAAAACUGAGAAAAGGAAAUUCAAAUGGGAAUCAAAAAAUUUCGACGGUCACCGUCUAGAUUCUCAGAUGAGAUUGUAUCCGUCAAAAACUUCAGAGAAUUUGGAAUCAAGAGAACAUGAUACAAUAGCAGAAGUCAAUGAAUUGCCAACCCAAUCGCAGCUGAUGAACUUUGGAAAAAGAUCAAAAUUGGAAUGUCCCAAUCGUUCAAAGGAAGAGAAGGUAUGUGACCUGAACAAUUCAACGCAAAACAUACUCUCGAACUGUAAAUCGAAUCACAUAAGCAAUUUACUAGAUAAAACCGAAGCCGUUGCUUCAAAGUGGAGCAAAUUCAUUACAAAAGAUGAAGAGGAUGAUACUUAUUCAUAGCAUAGUUUUUCUAAUUUUAUUCUCAAAUAACAGAAUGUCUCGAAGCAUUCAAGCAACGUUCAGAGUUAUAUUCAUCGGUUUGGUUACAUAGCAUCUAGCGUUAAAACAGGAAAUAAUAAAUAACUAGUACAAUUA
Messenger RNA from Toxorhynchites rutilus septentrionalis, 1239 nucleotides. RefSeq lists its product as uncharacterized. Gene Ontology annotation, biological process: endoplasmic reticulum to Golgi vesicle-mediated transport; intracellular protein transport; mitotic G2 DNA damage checkpoint signaling. Lineage: Eukaryota; Metazoa; Arthropoda; Insecta; Diptera; Culicidae. The record is from RefSeq and is a predicted model, not a curated record. The transcript has 3 exons. Gene Ontology annotation, molecular function: chromatin binding; zinc ion binding. Bases 190 to 1104 code for a protein of 304 amino acids. Gene Ontology annotation, cellular component: COPII vesicle coat; nucleus.